This is a messenger RNA of Theobroma cacao (cacao), 1513 nucleotides long. NCBI's taxonomy places the organism in Eukaryota, Viridiplantae, Streptophyta, Magnoliopsida, Malvales, Malvaceae. The record is from RefSeq and is a predicted model, not a curated record.
GGCAUUGCGUUCAAACGCAAUACCAAACUCGCUGGGGACCAAACCGUCCAUCAGAAACCAGCGUUUUGACAACUGCGGAGAAGUUCCCAUCUUGGACGGUUGGACCCCUCAUGCUCUCAAAGCAAAAUCUCUCUUCCGUUUUACAUCAUGAAAAAACCCUAGAUUUCAUCCCCAUUUGAAUCCAGAUGAAGAAUGCUAGAAUUGUUACAACAGAGGUUAUUCAGGGUAGGAGUAAUGACAAAGCCAAGGCAGUAUGGGAUAGGAACUUAACAAUGGUAUUCUGUGAUCUUUGCAUAAAGGAAAAAGAUCAUAAUAGCAGGCCGGGAACUCAUUUUAAAAAGGAAGGGUGGUCAAGGUUGGUUGCAAAUUUCAAUAAAGAAACUGGUAAAGAAUAUGAAAAGUCACAGCUGAAAAAUAGAUGGGAUCUAUUGAAAAAAGAAUGGAAGCUGUGGAAGCAGCUCAAAGGGAAUGAAUUUGAUACAUGUUUCCGGUGGGAUCUAAGAAAGAACAAUAUUGAUGCUUCAGAGGCAUGGUGGGAAAAGAAGUUAAAGGUCGUGCCUGAGGCUGUGAAGUUCAAAAAUGGUGGUAUUGAUCCAGAAUUGGAAGAAAAAUUAGAUCGGAUGUUUCUAGGUAUACUAGUCAAUGAUGACAUAACUUUGGCACCGACAUUUGGUUUACUGCCAACUGAUGGAACUGAUGAAGAUGAAUCACCUCAAGUAAAGGUAGAGGUUGUCGCUGUGGAGGAUAUUCAAACGCCUAAAAAGACAAUAGAUGGACAUUUGAUUGAGAUAGAUAACCAUUGCAUGGAACAGAAUCCUCAGCCUCACUCUGAAUCUGAGCACCAGUCAGAGCUGCCACACGAGAAGAAGAGAUCCCAAGAGUCGGAUUCUUCUGAUCUCAACAAGGGUAAAAAGAAAGUACCAAAAUUAGUUGGCAGGGUUGCAGCACUGUCCAGGCAUAUAGAUAGAUUGUGUAGUGCAGCUGAGAGUAUGAGCACGGCAACUUCAGCCAAGUUAACUUCAGAGCCAUACAACAUUCCUGAGGCAGUUCGAUUGCUGGAUAAUAUGGAGCAAGAAGUUCCAAAGAAGAGCCAAUUGUAUUAUUUUGCCACGAAGCUGUUCCUUAAUAAAGACAAGCGGACGAUGUUUAUGUCAUUGUCAACUGAGACAAGAGCUUGGUGGCUUAAAAUGGAGAUGGAGGAGACCUCCAAGUUUGCUCAAAGGGAUCAAAUAGCAAGACAGUGAAUGCUACAAUAGCUUUAUAUAACUUGAUCUGAAUGUAUUCUGAUCAAGAUGAUGAUGAAGCUAGCAAACUUAAGGCGGGGAUGCCGUCGCAUCCAGCAUAACUAUUCUCUAGCAUCUUUUUUGUCUAUAGGCUUGUGAGAAAUGGUUCUGUUUAGAAUAUAAACGUUCUCCUUCUUUUGUCCAUAGGUUUGAUAUAUUCUUGACAGGUCUACUUGUAUAAAAGUACAAGCAAACCUAAAUGCCAGGUGUCCUAAGAUUUGAAUCCAAAA